Messenger RNA from Hyaena hyaena (striped hyena), 935 nucleotides. It is a transcript of the gene CHMP2A, whose product is annotated as charged multivesicular body protein 2A. Lineage: Eukaryota; Metazoa; Chordata; Mammalia; Carnivora; Hyaenidae. The transcript has 6 exons. Bases 181 to 849 code for a protein of 222 amino acids. Gene Ontology annotation, cellular component: ESCRT III complex; multivesicular body. Gene Ontology annotation, biological process: endosome transport via multivesicular body sorting pathway; late endosome to vacuole transport; protein transport. The record is from RefSeq and is a predicted model, not a curated record.
GACGGCAGAAAGAACCGAGGGGCUGCUGUUGGUGGGCGCGCCUGAGAUCCGAGUGAGAGGAGUGUGACCCGGAAGCGGAAGCGGAAUCCCGUCCCAGCUCCGGUGAGUGGCCCCUGCCGGGCCGCGGGUCCCAGCUAGGCUUCACGCUUGACACAGGCCCACUGGUGGGCUCCAGCUACCAUGGACCUGUUGUUUGGGCGCCGGAAGACACCAGAGGAACUGCUGAGGCAGAACCAACGGGCCCUGAACCGUGCCAUGCGAGAGUUGGACCGCGAACGACAGAAGCUAGAGACCCAGGAGAAGAAAAUCAUUGCAGACAUCAAGAAGAUGGCCAAACAGGGCCAGAUGGAUGCUGUGCGAAUCAUGGCAAAAGACCUGGUGCGCACUCGGCGUUACGUGCGCAAAUUUGUGUUGAUGCGGGCCAACAUCCAGGCUGUGUCCUUGAAGAUCCAGACACUGAAGUCUAACAACUCAAUGGCCCAAGCUAUGAAGGGGGUCACCAAAGCCAUGGGCACCAUGAACAGACAGCUGAAGUUGCCUCAAAUCCAGAAGAUCAUGAUGGAAUUUGAGCGGCAGGCUGAGAUCAUGGACAUGAAGGAGGAGAUGAUGAAUGAUGCCAUUGAUGAUGCCAUGGGUGAUGAGGAAGAUGAAGAGGAGAGUGAUGCCGUUGUGUCCCAGGUCCUGGAUGAGCUAGGAUUGAGCCUGACAGACGAGCUGUCAAAUCUCCCCUCUACUGGAGGCUCACUCAGCGUGACUGCCAGUGGGAAGAAAGCAGAGGCUGCAGCCUCAGCCCUAGUAGAUGCCGACGCAGACCUGGAGGAGCGGCUCAAGAAUCUGAGGAGAGACUGACCGCCCUAUAGCACCCUGGUGGGGGGCAGGCAGUGGAUGCCCGGCAUUUCUCUGUACUACUUCUGUAAUAAAGGAUUGGACACUAA